AUGUCUUUCAGCGCAACCGGCGUUCCGAAGCCCCUACAAUCGCGACCCAAGAAAUCGCCCAUUCAACUCCUCCGAUCAGCCUCCUCACCCUUCGGCAACCAUCCACGCCGCAAAGCCGCAUCUACACCACAGGCAGGACUGAAGAGAAGCCAAACGGAGAUCAGCACAAGCACCGAACAACCACUCGACAACACCGGCAUCGUCACAACCCUACCACCUGCAAAAGUACCCCAAGAUGUAGUCAGCCUGGUCCGCUACAUCCAAUCCCACACAUGGACCGACAUCCCCGAACGAGCUGCAGGAAUGAAUUCCAUGCGGAUAGCCGAAGUCCUCAAUUUCCGAAAGAACAUGCCUCCGAUAGUCUCGAUUGCGCAUCUACAUGCAAUAUCCACUUCAACCACCACCACAGAACGUCAACUCGCUACUCUGAUACACUCUGGCAUUGUAAAGAAGAUAAACAUUCCCGGGCGAGGAAAAGGCGGCUUUGCGAUUGGUGAAGGUGUGGUGGUGGUUGAAGAUUGGAUAAACAUUAUACAGCAACACCCAGCGCUGUCUCAGGAACUCAAAGAAAAAUAUGCAAAGGUGCUAGAGGAGAAUACAACCUCCUACACCGUACCAGCAUCACUGUUUCUUACCGAGGAAGUUCAAGAACUCAUCGCAGCUGGCUUCAUGACCUCCACAAGCGUCCUCGGCGACUCUCUCUUCACCCUACCUGGCCAAGUAUCCUCGCCCGGCACUUCAUCACUAGCGAACGCAUGGAACACAGCCGCAACAGGCACCCUCGCAGCCACCGGGGGCUCCUCAGCCGUCCACCUCAACGGCGGCGGUGGACGUGGUCUGCACUCCCCUUCUGCCCUCGACAAAGCACACCAAACCCAAACCCUCACUUUCGCGCUUCCACACACAGGCGCCUACCUCCGCUUCCUCACCCAAGCACGCACACACCUCCUCUCCCUCCUCACAAAGUCAUCACCAAAAUACAAGGAAAGCACAAAGGAAAUGCUCAGGGAAAGAUGGAAUGGAGGUAUACCCUUGGAUGAUGCACAGACCAAAGCCAAAAGAGCCAGGGGAGAGUGGAACGGUGUGCUGCCCGGCAGAACAAAGAAAUGGAAAGAUUUUUACGGAGUCGAGUUUCAGUGGAUACUGGAAGAGGCCAUGGGGAGUGGAGGGGUCGAGUGCUUCAAGACGGGAAGCGUGGGCUUGGGGGUCAGGAUUACUUGA
Messenger RNA from Aureobasidium namibiae CBS 147.97, 1221 nucleotides. RefSeq lists its product as uncharacterized. Bases 1 to 1221 code for a protein of 406 amino acids. The transcript has a single exon. The record is from RefSeq and is a predicted model, not a curated record. Gene Ontology annotation, molecular function: protein serine/threonine kinase activity. Lineage: Eukaryota; Fungi; Ascomycota; Dothideomycetes; Dothideales; Saccotheciaceae. Gene Ontology annotation, biological process: positive regulation of Ras protein signal transduction; protein phosphorylation.